AUGAUUAUAGGCCGAGGGCGAUUAUUUUGCCAGCCGCGACGGUUCUACUCCAACGCGGAUUUGAAAACGCCUCUAAUCCAGGCUUUGAGAGAGAGAGGUUUACUCACUCAGGUCACUGAUGAAAAAGUCGUGGCAGCAGCCGAGACACCAACAAAGGUGUAUUUGGGUGCCGACCCAAGUGCAGAAAGCCUGCAUCUCGGUAAUUUGGUUCCAUUAACUGUCCUAUUGCACUUUUACUUGCGCGGCCACACUGCUAUGCCCUUAGUAGGUGGUGCUACCGGCAUGGUAGGCGAUCCCAGCGGUCGCAUGACGGAGCGAGAGGCUAUGGAAAAUGCCAAACGGGAACGAAAUGUAGGCAAAAUUCACGCCCAAAUGACAAAAUUCUUGGAAACGGGUGCCAAAAUCGCUCAAAAGUACGGUUACUCUAAGCCAGGCUCGGUUGAGCCCGUGAAUAACUACUCAUGGUGGAAAGACGUGAGUAUGCUUGGGUUCUUGAGCACUUAUGGAAGGCACAUUCGUGUAUCCCAGAUGCUCGGACGUGAAAGUGUUCGACAGCGUCUGAAAUCUGAGGCAGGCCUUGGAUUCAACGAAUUCACUUACCAGAUUUUACAGGCUUUCGACUUUUACCAUCUGUACAAACACCAUCAGUGCACUAUUCAAAUCGGCGGCAAUGAUCAAUGGGGCAACAUUACGGCCGGAACCGAUCUGAUCUCCCGUUUAAUCCCCGAUGGUAGCGCAUUUGGUGUAACGGUGCCUUUGCUCACAACUCCUAGUGGGGAAAAGUUUGGCAAGUCUGCUGGAAAUGCUGUGUUCAUUGAUGGCAAGCUAACCAAACCUUUCCACAUGUACCAGUACCUUGUGAAUUCACCUGAUUCGGUUGUUGAAAGCUAUUUGAAACUUUUCACUCUUAUUCCCCUUGACGAAAUUGCCGAGAUCACCAAAAAACAUAUGCAAGCUCCCGAAGAUCGCGUUGCCCAACAUCGCCUAGCUUCAGAACUGACAGAUAUGAUCCAUGGUGAGGGAUCUGCUGCAAAUGCUCAGUUUGUUACGGCUAUUAUGUUUGAAAACGCGAGAGCAACUUCUGCCGAGAUCCUCACAGCUUUUGGAUCCCAGGGCCUGUUAAAUGAACUGCCUGCUGAUGAGGUUAUUGGUAAACACUGGAAAAACAUUCUGGCACUUCUUACUGGCAAAUCCAAGUCAGAAACUGGCCGCCUUGUGAAGCAGGGCGGCGUUUACGUUGGUCUUGAUCGGAGGCCCUUAAAAUCACAGUUUGUCGAGUCCUCUGACAUUGAAGAUGGCUUGCUCCUCAUCCGUAUAGGAAAAACCGAGUACUAUGCGGUGAAAUUGAUCUAG
Wickerhamiella sorbophila is the source of this 1353-nucleotide messenger RNA. Its product is annotated as Tyrosine--tRNA ligase, mitochondrial. Bases 1 to 1353 code for a protein of 450 amino acids. The record is from RefSeq and is a predicted model, not a curated record. Gene Ontology annotation, biological process: tyrosyl-tRNA aminoacylation. Lineage: Eukaryota; Fungi; Ascomycota; Dipodascomycetes; Dipodascales; Trichomonascaceae. Gene Ontology annotation, molecular function: RNA binding; tyrosine-tRNA ligase activity; ATP binding. The transcript has a single exon. Gene Ontology annotation, cellular component: cytosol; mitochondrion.